AUGCAGACUAGUUUGCCGGUACGGUAGCAACACAUGCAUAUGAUGUAUAUGUAAACAAUCUCUCGAUCGGCUAGCUCAAAAUGGCACAGGCAGAAGAAAAAGAAAGUGCUGAAUCACUGCUUGCGGAUAUUCAGAAGAAAAUUACAGAUGCAUUUGAUAUCUUCGACCAUGAGUCUAAUAAGACUGUUGAUGUUAGGGAGAUUGGGACCAUUAUCAGGUCAUUAGGUUGCUGUCCUAGUGAAGGUGAACUCCAUGAUCUUUUGUCUGAGAUGGAAGAGGAGGAGCCCACAGGAUACAUCAAGUAUGAUCGUUACAAGCCAAUCAUGCGAGAAGUUCUCAUGGAACGCAAAUUCAAGCCAUCCCCUGAGGAUCAGCUUGUCAAGGCAUUUGAAGUACUAGAUGUUGAAAAGAAAGGCCAUCUUACAGUUGAAGAGGUGACAAAACUCAUGUCUGAAGAAGGAGAGCCAUUCACACAAGAAGAACUUGAGGAGAUGCUUUCAGCUGCUGUGGACCCAGAGAAAGGGGUGGUCCUGUAUAAAGAUUAUGCUUCAAUGAUGACACUUGAUGCAGAAAUGUGAUUCCCAUCCUUUUUUUACAUUAUCACUAAAUGAAAUGUCAGUGAUGAAUUUCAGUGAUUUUGAACAGUGUCCAAGGAAAAUAUUGUGUUUUUUAUUGCUGCAAAACAUUUGAAUCACCAAACGGAAGACAAAUUGUUUCAAGUCUGUCCAAGGUCAUAUGCACUGAACACAAAUAAGUAUGUAAUGGACUAUACAGAGGUGGUUAGUCCGACCGUUUCAGCUGUUUGUUAUUUUUUCAAUAUUGAGGGCAUUUGAAGAGUAAUCCUUUGCUGAGAAACAUUUCUUGAUCCGAUAUUCUUCCUGAAUACCAUGAUAAGAAAUGCUCACAAUGCUAUUAAUCAUCUUUCUUUUCCACAACUGUUAUUUCUUUUGAAAAAAAAGAUAAAUACUUACAGAGUUUUUCACACCAAGUACCUCAAUGCAGUUUAGACCAUAUUUGUCAACUUUACUUGGCCUUGAAAGUCAUUUGUAGCUCUGAAUAGGAAGUUGCAAAUGUCAAAUGAAAAACUGAAAAUGUUUUCUAUUUUAGGAUAGAAAAUAUUAAAUGCACAUGAGUCAAAACUGAGUUCAAAGAUGCCCAGCUUUCAGCAGGCCUGCAUAACAUAUAGUAAUAGAUUCCAAAAACAAGUUUCAUGAUGAGCAAAAUAAAUAUAUGGCUCAGCUUUUCUGCAAAAUAAAUGUUAAUUCAGCUUUGCUGGUCAGAGCUCAUCCAAUUAAUUAUUUGAGGUGAAAAAGAAGGUGACUCAAAUGUGCUUUUCACAUAUUUAAGAGUGGCACAAAUACAUUGUAUUAGUUUUGUUCUGCCAUGUGGAAUUUGAAAUGACAUUGCUAUACGGGGCACAGCAUGCAGACUAUGAUGAUCAUAAAAUAGGUCUAAAGAAUAUUGCUCUUGAUUUAAAUUACAGUAAUUGCAGCAUCUUUCCAGCUCUAUGAGUGAAACUGCAAAUGAACAUUGGGAGUCAUUUUGGCUUCAUAGGAUUUAAAUCUAGUUAUACAAACAAAUGAUCCGUUUUGCUAAGGAAAAUAUACAUUCUAUUGAAUCUCCAAUGUUAUUUUAUGUAUUAAAUGAUUAUAGUGAUAUAUCAUGUAUAGUUUAUAAGUGUAAAUAACUGUAAAUAAAAGACACACAAAACUGA
Molecule: messenger RNA, 1714 nt
Organism: Lytechinus pictus (painted urchin)
Lineage: Eukaryota; Metazoa; Echinodermata; Echinoidea; Temnopleuroida; Toxopneustidae
Product: dynein regulatory complex protein 8-like
Exons: 5
Coding region: 81-578 (165 amino acids)
Molecular function (GO): calcium ion binding
Source: RefSeq, a predicted model, not a curated record